Molecule: messenger RNA, 591 nt
Organism: Beauveria bassiana ARSEF 2860
Lineage: Eukaryota; Fungi; Ascomycota; Sordariomycetes; Hypocreales; Cordycipitaceae
Product: GATA zinc finger protein
Exons: 3
Coding region: 1-591 (196 amino acids)
Biological process (GO): regulation of DNA-templated transcription
Molecular function (GO): sequence-specific DNA binding; zinc ion binding
Source: RefSeq, a predicted model, not a curated record
AUGCCUGUCAUCGCCCACGCUGCUCCGCACAUUGGACUUGAGCCCUCCCACAGCCGCCACGCCCCCAGUGACCUCGCUGCCCAUGUCUUUGCCACCAUCUCGCGAGCGAGCAGCAUAGCCGACACGCAUCAGUCCACGGUGAUGUCAUCACGACUCUCCCUCAAGGGUCUCUUGCAGAGCGAAAACGUGCAGAUUAUCCAGCAGAACCUCGCUGUCCUCGCCCGGUUCGCCGACGACCUCCCCCGCGACAUUGAUUCCGAGACGCCCCGUGUCACAAAUGACGAGCUUUUGAUCAUGGGUAACCUGGUGCGCGACAUAACCUCCAGUCUGGACAAGAUUGAGUCGCUGCGGGCCGACGAGAAUGAGGACGAGAUGCUGCCGCAUGUCGCGGAUAAGUAUGUUCCUACGAGGCCGAUUUCGUCUGCUGCGCGGGCACGACGCAAAGAGCAAAAUAGAAUGACACACAAAUGCCACAACUGCCACCGCGUCGAAACGCCCCAGUGGCGGCCCGGCCCAGAUGGCCCCAAGACGCUCUGCAACGUCUGCGGUUUGGUUUACACGAAACGACAGCAAAAACGUCCUACGAAAUAA